AUGACUUGUAGUAAGAUGAAUCAUAAAUCAAUGAAUAAGAGAAAGGAAUUGCCAUCUCCGUCAAUGACGAGGAUGGAUGAUGGAGCCAUUGUGAUGAGAGAUGGGGAAACGGCUCGGUCAUUGAGAAUUGACGGAGUUCCUCCGUCGGAGAUCACUCCAGAGAUAAGAGUACAAAGACGUGUCGACAGACGAGUUUCUUUUGACGAUAAGGUUGAUGAAGAGCUUCAAAAAGCUCAAACUGAAGGGUGCACCGACGGGAGCCAUGACCUGUCCCCUACGGAUCAUCCGAGGAAUAGAGCAAAUAUUUAUGCUCAAUUAUUCGGCCCUGAACUAGACGGCCACACCAAUGGGAACCAUGACCUGUCCUCUAUGGAGCAUCUGAGGAGUCGAGCAGAUAUUUAUGCUCGAUUGUUUGGCCUUGAAUUGACAGUCCCUGAACUAGAGGGCCAUUCCAAUGGGGACAGUGCCGACACCCCCUCACGGUUGAUCGCUCCCGCAGAAAAGAACGAAGAAGUUGCCGAUUCUAAUGGGGAUUUGCAGGAUACUGUCUGCCGAGGAAAUGCCGAUGAUGGUAUUCGGAUAGCGAGUGACAACUGUGCUGGCAUUGCAGGUCGUAUUCGAUCUCUGAGUAGGACCAAUAAAUGCCAGUCGUAUGAGUUGAGCGACUUGUCUGGCGAUGAAAUUCGGAGCUCCAUGGAUGAUGAAGACUUCACUCUGACGAGGAGGCAAAAAAUGAAGAAUCAGAAAGGAACUGAAACUGCAAAGGACAGCAUGCCAGCAAAGGCUUCAGGGCAGCGCUGCAAUCGAAUGCCAAAAAGAAAGGUAGCGGUGAACGCUCCUGAGAGGAAGACAAAGCAGAGGAGGAUCUCGGGAAUCUGUGAGGGCAAAGAACAGAGAUUGGAGAGCGAGGGUGGCAACGAUGAUGACCGAAGAACAGUCAAGGAAGGGGAGCACCUAGUCUCAGACUCUGCCCAGCCCCCGAAAGCUACACGGGUUUGCAAAAGUGGCGGUGAUGGAGAGGAUAUGCCGUAUUGGCUUAAGGAGAUGACAAAGUUUAUGACGGGGGCUAAAGCGAAGAAGCUUAAGCCAAAAAGAUUUGAUAUCUCCAAGAUCCUAAAGGAAUCUAUUCUCGGACAACCGUCUCGAACAAUGCAUGCCGGUGAAGGGAGUGGAGCGGCAGAUGGAGCUGAAGACUACCCACCUCUUCCAAAGAAGUUUCGGUUUGAGGAAGAUGUCGCCCCGCUAACAGAAAAGGAACAGAGGCCAGCUGAGUGGGAAAAGGAGUUGGACGACUUGUUUGAAGAGUUCAACUUUAGCUGUGCUGUUGAGGAAAUUGGAACGACUGCCCGCCGUGAGGUUGUUGGAGUAGACGAUGAGGAGGAGGAAGAGAGUCAGGAGCGCAGAUGUGCUCGAGGGCUACAUGAACUGGUAUUAGAAGAUGAUCGAGGAUGGUUUUGUAUCUGCUGUCAGCAUGUGGCGAUUCAACCGAAGGAUGUAAUUCCUCCGUGGGCGAUCAAAGGUCGUAAUGCUUCCGGAAAGAAGAAGCAGGAGAAAGGGAAGGCUCUGGAUCUUAGCGCCGUUAAUCUCCCAGAAGCUGAUGCAGCGGAGAUAAGCAGCUGGACUAGCGGCUCAGUGUGGAGCAUCAAGCCUGGUGUGCGUGAAAGUAUGUACGAACACCAGCAAGAAGGAUUUGAGUUCCUCUGGAGGAACUUGGCAGGCAGUACCGAUAUUGCUGAUUUAAAGAACUCAAAUCUAGCUGGAGUGGGCGGAUGCAUCAUUUCUCAUGCCCCAGGGACAGGAAAGACACGUCUCAUGAUCGUAUUCCUCGAGACAUACCUAAAGAUGUAUCCAAACUGUCUGCCGAUGAUCAUCGCCCCGGCUGGAUUGCUUCAGAACUGGGAAGGGGAGUUCAGGAAGUGGAAUUCCGGGUUUAAUUUCCACAACCUGAACAAUCUGACAAUUAUCGGUGACGAGAUGGCGGCUGCUGAUCAUCUCUUUCAAGGAACGAGUAUCAGAUGCAGGGACAUGGAGGCAAUCCGGAUGGUAAAGAUAUAUUCAUGGAAGAGAGGGGGAGGCCUUUUGGGGAUUAGCUACAGUCUGUUUGAGAAGCUGACGGCGCAGAAAAACGAGGAAGCAGAUGCAGGCAAAGAGGGGCAGAGGUCGGGUGUUGAAAAGAACUUCGAAGUUCUGAGGUCGAUACUUCUUGAGAUGCCUGGACUGGUGAUUCUUGAUGAAGGCCAUACUCCCCGCAACCGCCGGAGUAAAAUUUGGACUUCACUGGUUCAGCUCAAGACUGAAAAGCGUGUUAUAUUGUCUGGGACGCUCUUCCAGAACAACUUUAGAGAGCUGUUUAACUCACUGAAGAUCGUAAGGCCUACGGUGGCAGAAGCAGCUAUGCAGGACCCGACAUUCUCUGAGAUUCUGCAUUCAGAUAGGAACCGCCGGAGAUCUAGGCCUGCUUUGCUUCCGGAAUCCAUCAACCGUGCAGUGGAGAGGCUUAAAGUCUCAAUGGCGCCAUUUGUGCAUGUGCACAAAGGCUCUAUCCUGCAAAAGAGUCUUCCCGGAUUAAGAGACUGUGUGGUCCUCUUGAAAUCGACUGGAUUGCAGAAGAAUCUGAUCGACUUGUUGGAAGGGGAACGAUUAAGGAAAACAAUUAAGAGUACAGAUUUUGUUUUUUCUUUGGUAUCUGUUCAUCCCUACCUUAUCCAACGAUGCAAGUCGCAAGUGCCAACUGAUGGAAUCGAUAUGCAAGCAGCCGAGGCAUCCAAGCUCAAUCCCAGCGAAGGAGUCAAAACAAAAUUCAUCGUCGAGUUUGUCCGCCUUAGUAUGACGCUGAAGGAAAAAGUGCUCAUCUUCAGCCAGUACCUUCCGCCCUUGGACCUGAUCGAAGAGCAUCUGACCGCGACCUUCCAGUGGAAUGCCGGGAAGGAAAUUCUGAGGCUGGAAGGAAAGCUAGAGAAGAAGCAACGGCAGAAUGUGAUCAACGCAUUCAACGAUCCAGAAAAUGAUUCCAUGAUCAUGCUGGCGUCGACGAAGUGCUGCUCGGAGGGCAUUAGUCUGGUUGGGGCUUCCAGGGUCAUUCUGCUGGACGUUCUCUGGAAUCCUUCUGUCCAGCAGCAGGCAAUCUGUCGAGCUUAUAGGAUUGGGCAAAACAAGUUUGUCCAUACCUACCAUCUUAUGACUGCUGGCACGACUGAGGCGGACAAAUAUUGCCGGCAAGCUGAGAAAGAGCGGCUAUCUGAAUUAGUGUUUUGUUCUUCUUCAAAUGAGCAAGAUAUCUCAAAGCAGCCGAUGGCGGAGAUUGAGGACAAGAUUCUUGAGGCGAUGGUCAAGCACGGAAUGACAAAAGACAUGUUUGAAAAGAUCAUCCACCAGCCAAAAACCUCAGACUUGAUCCAAUCCUUAGGCCUCAGAGGUUGAGUAUGCUCCCGGAAGUAGUAAGCUGAAUCGUUGCGAUAAAUCAGAGAAUCAUCAUGGGAACUGACUGCAGGCACCCG
This is a messenger RNA of Andrographis paniculata, 3497 nucleotides long. RefSeq names its product SNF2 domain-containing protein CLASSY 3-like. Gene Ontology annotation, molecular function: ATP binding; ATP-dependent chromatin remodeler activity. The record is from RefSeq and is a predicted model, not a curated record. Lineage: Eukaryota; Viridiplantae; Streptophyta; Magnoliopsida; Lamiales; Acanthaceae. Bases 1 to 3420 code for a protein of 1139 amino acids. Gene Ontology annotation, biological process: gene silencing by siRNA-directed DNA methylation. The transcript has 6 exons.